This is a messenger RNA of Condylostylus longicornis, 2679 nucleotides long. RefSeq lists its product as uncharacterized. The coding region runs from base 490 to 1056 and encodes 188 amino acids. NCBI's taxonomy places the organism in Eukaryota, Metazoa, Arthropoda, Insecta, Diptera, Dolichopodidae. The transcript is spliced from 2 exons. The record is from RefSeq and is a predicted model, not a curated record.
UACUCUAGAUAUUCAAAAGUAUUUAUUGUUAUUUCUCUUAUUCUAUACAAUUCUAUUUAAAAUAUUCAAAGCUAUUUAAUAUUACAAUUUAAAAUAUUCAUAUUUUAAUAAUAUUUAAUCUUUAAUAUUUAAUAUUUAAUCUUGUAUUUCAAAAAAAAAAAAAAACAUAUUUAUUUGUUCAAAAUAUUUGUGCUCACAAAAUUAUUAAAUAAUAAUUAAUCAAUAAUAAAAUACCUUCGGUUGUAUAUAUACAUAUUAUGUAUAAGUGUUAUAUUUGUAUAAUAAUCAACAAUAUUAAUCCAAAGUAAUUAAAAAUUCAAUUUCAAAUAGUAAUUAAAAAUAGAAUUAGAGAAUAAUAAAUGAAAAAAAAUUCAAAUAAUUAAAAAAAAGUAAAUUGAAAGACUAUAUAGAUACUAAAUAGCAGUAAAAAACAAAAACAAAAAAGAAUUAUAAACGGAAGAAAAUAAAAGAAAAAAAAAAUCAGCACAAAUGUUUCCACACACCACGUGUAUUUGCAUGAGCGGAAAACAAAAAUUUAUUGAAGCAUUGCAACAAGAACAACAACAACAAAUUAAAAAACGGCAAGAGAAUGAACAACAAAAUGAAGAACAACAACAAUUACAGACCGAUGAUGAUGUUGAUGAUGACGAUUAUGAGGGAAAUUCAAAUAUGAUAAAUAGAGAAAAUAAUGAAAAUGAAAUUGAAAAUGAAAAUGAUUUACAAUUGAAUAAUGAUAAUAAGAGUUAUAAUAGUAAUGAUAAUUUAAUUGGUAACACUAGCACUAGCAAUAAUAAUAAAAGUAAUGAUAAUAAAAAUACAGUACAAAAUUAUAAUAAAAAAAUUAAUAAAAAAAAUAAAAAUUAUCAAUUAAAAGCUGAAGAUUUUUGGGUAAUAUUGUCACCAAUUCCGCCAAUUCAUAAUGUUAGUGAAAUUUUAAUGAAUAAUAAUGAUGGUAGUAGCAAUGAUUCAAAUGAUACUAGAGAUUGUAAAGAGUUAAAUAAUAUCAGUAACGGGGAUAAUAAUUUGAAUAAGGUAAGUGAAGUAAAUUGCAUAUGAUUGUAUAUUAUAAAUAUUAUUCAAAUACAAAUGGAAGAUUGCUGAUUCAAUAAUAAAGUUUAUGGAAAAUUCUUAAGGAAUAUAUGUAAGCUAAUAAAAUUUUAGUUAACAAAACCUUCGGAUAUCCAUAUCGGAUCUUUUGUUACUCUCAUCUCUGCAUAUAUUCGCAACAAAUUGAGGCUCCUGAUAAAUUGUCCAGUAUAUUGCCGCAAAAUUUUCACCGGAUCACAAAAUUAUUUGCGAAACUUCUUAGCUGUACUCGAGUUACCGCAUUGCAUUUGGAAAACAGGUGGUCUACCGUCUUGUCUUCCUCGAUAACAAUAACAUCUGUUUUGCAGUUAAAAUAUGCCAGUGUGCUAAGUUUGAAGUUUUAGGCUCUUUUUGUUAUCAGAUGAACGAUAACCAACAAGUAAACGAUUAAAAAAUGCAAAUUUAUGUUUAUUGUUAUCGUAAAAAAAUUCGAGGGUAGACAAUUAAUAACUAAAUGGUUUGAUAAAUGUGUAUAUAUUAUAAGUUACCUAAAAAAAUAAUGAUUUUGAGCAAGAACUACUUUAUGACGUCGGAAAUGCUUUCUUAGUAUUACACACGUUUGCAUAAAUGUUUUAUACCGCACCCAUGCGAUAAUAGAGAUGACUAAAAAAAUGUAAUUAUUUAAGAUUUUAAUUGCUUAUAAAUGACAACUAUUUCUAGUAAUUAUUAUGAAAAAAAUUUUUUUCUUACUUUUGAAUUUGGUUUUGUUCUCGUUACAUAAUUUUAAGGAUUACGAAGAUUUUAAAACAAGUCUUAUCGGAAAAUUGCAAUAUUUUGAAAUUUUUAACGUUCACUUUCAAACUAUGAUUGCAAACAAUUGUUACACAAAACUAAUGAAUAAAGUUAUCUUGCUUUGUAGCUUCAUGCCUCUGUAGCUCAGUUGGUAGAGUGUCCGCCUAGAAAGCGGUAGGUCACUGGUUCGAGUCCAGUUCGAGGAGAAAAAUUUUGUAAUUAAUUUUUCUGCCUUUAACUCGUUCUUUCGAUUACGACAUCCAUCUGUUCUGCAGUUGCAUGAAGAGAUUUCCAUUAAGUUAAAUUAUCUUGCUAUUCUGUUAUUAUUUAGAACAUACCAGCCCAAAUCUUCCAUAUUUCAUUUUUGAUAUUACAAACAUUUUAUUGACUGUCUUUCAAACAAUAUAUUGUGGGAAAAAACAUGAAAUAAAAAUAAAAAUAUUAAAAUAAUACACAAAAUACUGAAAUGAAAUAAAAAAAACAGCAGUUUUCAAUUAAAUCGCCAUAGGGACAAAACAGUAACAAAAAAAAAAAAAAAAAAAAAUAAAAAUUAUUACCAUAGCGAUUUCACACUUUUUUUUCACAAAUUAUUCCUGUUCAAAUUUAUUUAUGUAUAAAAAAAAAACACAAAACAAGAACUACAGAAGAACAUAAAAAAAAAACACAAAAGUAAAAAUCAAGUAAAUUUUCGUCCUUGUUUCAUUUUCAAAUAAUCAGCAAUGUCAUCCUUAAAUGCGUCAUAUUGAAAAUGAAUGUAUGUAAGGAAAAUAUUUUUGUAUGUACAAACAUUUUUGUUGGAUAUAGAAAAAGAGAAAAAAUUUUCAAAAAUAUUUCCAAAUAAAACAUGAUGACGUUAUUAUG